UGAGAGGGAGGUGAGAUAUGCCUUCAAUGUACACUGUAUGCUAACUGUAACACAAAUGUAUUAAUCAUUAUUUGUAUUUCCUCCCCCAGCUCCAAGAAGAUGACACAGCUCAAAAUAAAAAUUAGCAAUCAGUACAACCAAGUCAUCGUUAUAAGGCAUCGCCCUCUUUUGCCCACCCCCCCAGCACCAGGUGUGGCCACUAGCCUAUAUGAAGGCCCAAAAUUGUGUGUUCCUUUCUGCUCUGACAAUGGCAUGCCCAUUCGUGCGAGAUGUGGUGGAUGAAGAAGCACUUGUGCUGAGGAGAGCCUUCAGGCGAGAAAGGGUCUUCAGGGACCGGUUGGACCCACUGGCCUUCCCUGACGACCAUCUAUAUGAAAGAUACAGGUUUUCUGCAGAUGGCAUCAGGUAUCUAUGCAGACUACUGGGUCCCAGGAUUAAGCACCGCACUGCACGGAGCCAUGCACUGAGUGUGGAGCAAAUGGUUUGUGUGGCCUUGCGCUUUUUUGCUAGUGGAGCCUUCCUGUACUCAGUGGGGGAUGCAGAACAGCUGAACAAGGCCACAAUUUGCCGCACAAUAAGGAGUGUGUGUCUGGCUAUCAAAGCAUUAGCAGAUGUCUUCAUCUCCUUCCCUGGCCACAGAAGACUCUGUGACAUCAAAGAGGAGUUCUAUAGGAUUGCAGGUUUCCCCAAUGUCAUUGGUGCAGUGGACUGCACACACAUAAGGAUAAAAGCCCCCUCAGGUGCCCAUGAGGCCGAUUUUGUGAAUAGGAAAUCCUUUCACAGCAUUAAUGUUCAGAUGGUCUGCAAUGCUGACUGUGUGAUCAGCAAUGUUGUGGCAAAAUGGCCUGGCUCAGUCCAUGACUCCAGAAUCUUUCGGGCCUCUGAAAUCUAUCAGUGCCUAUCACAAGGUGAAUUCUCUGGUGUGUUGCUGGGAGACAGGGGGUAUGGCUGCCAGCCUUUUCUCCUGACACCUUUCACAGACCCCCAGGAAGCACAGCAGGCCUACAACCAUGCCCAUGCCAGGACAAGGGCCAGAGUUGAAAUGACCUUUGGCCUCCUGAAGGCACGCUUUCACUGCCUUCACAAAUUAAGGGUCAGACCUGUUAGGGCAUGUGAUAUUACUGUGGCUUGUGCUGUCCUCCACAAUGUGGCCUGCCUGAGGAAGGAGAGGGCCCCCAGAGUGCCACCAGCCAUGGACUGGGACAAUCCGGCAAUCUUCCCUGAUGACGACAGUGGUCGGCUGCUGAGGGACCAAUAUGUGUUGAAUUAUUUUAGUUAGUAUGUGUGCUUUCAAUUUUGGUUAAAUAUGUCCUGCGGUGGCAGAGGAAUUUGGGUUUUUUUGGGUUCGUUUUUUUACGAAUUUGGCCUCUUAUGAUGUUUGUGCGGUAUACUGUGUGUAAUACAAGGCUGCAGGGAGGCUACUGCAUCCAUUCAUUUGUCUGUUCAGUUGAUGUGUAUGGAUUUGUCCUGCAUUUAUUUUAGUGUGCAGUCAUGCAGGGUGUGUUAUAUACAGACCUUUGAAUGUGUAUGUAUCAUUUUGUAUAAUAUGCUUGGAUUCUGUGCUUUCCAUCUUACAUUUACAUUUAAGUCAUUUAGCAGACGCUCUUAUCCAGAGCGACUUACAAAUUGGUGCAUUCACCUUAUGACAUCCAGUGGAACAGCCACUUUACAAUAG
This is a messenger RNA of Oncorhynchus gorbuscha (pink salmon), 1675 nucleotides long. RefSeq names its product putative nuclease HARBI1. The record is from RefSeq and is a predicted model, not a curated record. The coding region runs from base 209 to 1279 and encodes 356 amino acids. Lineage: Eukaryota; Metazoa; Chordata; Actinopteri; Salmoniformes; Salmonidae. The transcript has 5 exons.